Cicer arietinum (chickpea) is the source of this 1662-nucleotide messenger RNA. RefSeq names its product 3'(2'),5'-bisphosphate nucleotidase 1. NCBI's taxonomy places the organism in Eukaryota, Viridiplantae, Streptophyta, Magnoliopsida, Fabales, Fabaceae. Gene Ontology annotation, biological process: sulfate assimilation; phosphatidylinositol phosphate biosynthetic process. Gene Ontology annotation, molecular function: 3'(2'),5'-bisphosphate nucleotidase activity. The record is from RefSeq and is a predicted model, not a curated record.
AAAAAAAAAGUGGAAGAAAAAAUGGGGACACAGACACGUUGGUUGGGAGCAAGAGCAACAGCAAUAAGGGUUGGAAGUGAUUGGAAUUGUUACGAAUCCACUACCACAACUAGAACUCGAAGAUCGUUUUCUCUCUGUUGUCGUUGGUCGCCAUUAACGACCUUAGCUUCUUCAAUGCCUUACGAAAAGGAACUCGCUGCUGCUAAGAAAGCUGCCACUCUCGCUGCUCGUCUCUGCCAGAAAGUGCAAAAGGCUCUUUUGCAGUCUGAUGUACACUCUAAAUCAGACAAAAGUCCCGUCACUGUUGCUGAUUAUGGUUCACAAGUCUUGGUCAGCUUGAUACUUGAGAGAGAGCUUCCUUCUGAACUGUUUUCCUUAGUUGCUGAGGAGGAUUCAGGGGAUCUUCGUAAGGAAAGUGGCCAGGAUACACUGAAGUGCAUUACAGAACUUGUCAACAAUACUCUAGCUAAUGAAGGAUCACAUAGCUUUUCUACUUUAACAACAGAUGAUGUGCUCAAGGCCAUUGAUAAUGGAAAGUCUGAAGGUGGUCCUGUUGGUCGGCACUGGGUUUUGGAUCCAAUAGAUGGUACUAAAGGGUUUGUAAGAGGAGACCAAUAUGCCAUAGCAUUAGCUCUGCUGCAUGAAGGGAAAGUUGUAUUGGGGGUCUUGGCUUGUCCAAAUCUUCCACUGGCGACCAUUGGCCGCAAUCAGCAGAAUUCUUCUUCUAAUGAAGUUGGUUGUGUUUUCUUUGCUAAAGUUGGUGAUGGAACAUAUAUGCAGGCAUUGGACGGUUCUACACAAACUAGGGUGAAUGUCAGUGCUGUUGAUAAUCCAGAAGAAGCGUCAUUUUUUGAAUCUUAUGAAGCAGCACACUCCUCACAUGACUUGUCUAGCACUAUUGCAGAAAAACUCGGCGUCAAAGCACCGCCAGUCAGAAUUGACAGCCAAGCAAAAUAUGGAGCGCUUUCCAGAGGAGAUGGGGCUAUAUACUUGCGUUUCCCCCACAAAGGUUACCGUGAAAAAAUAUGGGAUCACGCUGCUGGCUGUAUUGUUGUGAGCGAAGCUGGAGGUAUUGUCUCAGAUGCUGCAGGGAACCCUUUGGACUUCUCAAAAGGAAAGUUUCUUGAUGUUGAUACUGGUAUUAUUGUUACAAACCAGAACUUGAUGCCUUCACUUUUAAGAGCAGUUAAAGAAUCACUGAAUGAGAAAGCAUCAUCCUUGUGAUAUCCAUAAAGCGUAUGAUUCUACUACCGAGCUUCCUCAUUUUUGUUGUCAGCUCCUGUGGUAUGAACCUUCCUCUCUAUUGUGUAUUUCGGACAGAUUCUGAUGAAGUUAAGUACGUGGUUGGACUUCCUCUGAUAUUUUAUUUAAAUCAUAUUUCUGUUUUUUCUUGUACCGCCUUCAAGAUUGUUGUAAUGUAAGCUUGAGUUGGAAGUCCUUUUUCUCCUUGCAUGUACUAUUUUCCUCUCAACUUUCUUUGCUAUUUUUUUAGAUUUAUAUAUAUCAAACAUAGUUUGAUAUUUAACUCUUUUAGAUUAACUUACCAGGUGUGAUUUCAAUAUAAUUUGUGAAUGUUAGGACAACAAAGUAAGUUUGGCAGGGACAUGUAUCUAAAGUUUGUUUUGAAGCUAACUUUUAAGCGUGCAAUUAUCAACUCUUGAA